AUGCCUCACCAAACUGCACCCGAAGACGAUGAUCCCGUCAUUGCUUCUUACCCAGUCUAUCUCACUUCCCCCCAUUAUGCCUCUCCUCCCAAUGCAUCGGCAGAAAUCCUUCCAGACACCGCUCAAAAGCUGGUCCUCCUGCAGUAUCCUGCUUACCGUCCCUCCGAUACGCCAUAUAAUGCUCGCAACCUUCAGAAACCAACCUCACUACGCAUCAAACCAAAUACAGGCCUCCUCGAACUCGACAUCCCAAUCGACACCAAGCUCAAUUACAACCCAGACAAGGGCUCAAAAUAUGCAACAUCACUGAAACGUAGUCGCAUAAUUCAAGAGGGUGGCACCCAUGGGCUGUCGGGUGGCUUCAACACGGGUCCGGCGGGAAGGAACAUUCGCGAAGAAGAAGACAUUGACAUGAAGACCAUCCCUGCCCACUCCGGCCUCUCCGACGACCCAACACUCAAUGUCCAAACACUAGGCGGCAAGAUCGUCAAACCCUCCACAGGCGACCCCAUCUAUCUCCUGGGCAGCUUCAAGGGCAACUCCAUGCAUCUCCCCCGCCUCGAUGCCCUUGUCCAAGUCCGACCCCAGCUGCCCCACCUCGACGCGCUCGACGAGCUCGAGCGAAAUCGAGGCCUCACAGCCCUCGCCCGAGCCAAAGGCAAAGACGGAGCAGCAAUAAUCAAUGGAGACGUCUCCGCCGCACUACCGCCGCCUACCGGCCCGUCCACUCGCCCAGAGAGCAAAGCAAUAGACAUCAAGCUCAAACCGAGCGGUCCUGCAUCUCAAAGCAACGAUCUCACCACCAACACAAACGCCAAGCUCCUCCGCGCUAUACAACAGGAAUCCUGGCAGAUAUAUGAUUGGAUCGAUGAGGACGAGACAGAAUCCCACGACCACGCAGAAAAGGCGCUUCACCUUUCCAUGCCUCCAGGCGAUGACCUUACCCCCGAGCCGCCGAAUCUCGAAAGCGCAAUCAACAAUUCUGAAUGGCUGGACCUGAUGAGCGCGCCGCGGAUCGAGCAUGGGAAAAAGGCAGGUGACAAGGGGCUAAUGGGGAAGGUCAGAGGAAGAGAACGUGAAAGGCAGAGGAGAAAAAGGAAUGAGGCGGCGCGGAGGGAGAAGGCUACUACCACUACUUCCGUUCACAACCAGGCUAGUGCGGAAGCAAAUUCUGCUCCCGGUCCUUCUGGUCAAGAGCGAGAAGACGUCAGGGAGGAUGGCGAUGCCACGGCGGGCGAAGAUACGGCUGAUGAUGCUCAAAUCGGGCCGAGUGAUGAGGAGAGCUCAGAAGACGAGCAAGGAGACCGUCAAGCAGGAGAUCGAGAUGGUGGUGUUGGUGAUGACGAGGGUGAAGGGGAAGGGGAAGGGGAUAUAGAGAUGCUGGAUCCGCCCAACCUGCCAACCGCAAGCCAGGUCGACGGCGCUGAUACCGCCGACGACGAUGCUCAGGAGGUGCAGCCACCGACCACUGCCGCGGAUCAACCUACGCCUACACCUAGAAGGAGAGGAAGACCGCGAAAGUCGCAGGUGGUGCAAGAUCCAAUCGUGGUGGAUGACUAG
Endocarpon pusillum Z07020 is the source of this 1560-nucleotide messenger RNA. RefSeq lists its product as uncharacterized. Bases 1 to 1560 code for a protein of 519 amino acids. The record is from RefSeq and is a predicted model, not a curated record. The transcript is spliced from 2 exons. Gene Ontology annotation, biological process: DNA-templated transcription. Gene Ontology annotation, cellular component: nucleus; RNA polymerase III complex. NCBI's taxonomy places the organism in Eukaryota, Fungi, Ascomycota, Eurotiomycetes, Verrucariales, Verrucariaceae.